AAAACGUUUCUUAAACGGAAGGGAACGGGACUGGACCUACCCGAAUGUGUCCAAUAUAAACACUCGUUUUAGCUGUAAAACUGUUUACAACAGUUUGGACUAAUUAUUACUCCCCUGCUAGACAGCUCACUAGUCAUUAGCCAGCGUCAAGCUAAAGCUUUGCCAAUGUAACAAGAAAAUGGACACGGAAUGUCAGUAACCAAAGGCAUAUUGUGACAUUUCGAGGAAAAAUAUGACAAGAAUAUCAGUUGGGCAUCGAAAUCCGACUGCAAAGGAGAGAGCCAGGAAGAAUGGGGAAGUUCGAUUGUAGAAUCACGACAACAACAUUCUCUUGUUUCACGAGUAGCUAACUUCUGUGCAACCUUGAAGCUGUUGUCAUUUGCAACUUUGAAAAUGAUGUAUUCAUCAAGAAGAAAACCAGUCCUCUAUUUCAAAGAAGACAGAAGAUUCUGUUCUGGGAAAUGCACAGUCUACAAACUAUUUGGUCUGUGUGUGGUGCUGGUACUGGUCUCCCUCCUAUGGCUCCAACUCAGCUGUACAGGAGACAUGAGCCGGGUUGGAGGGGAUGACAGACGCCUCCUCCAUCAGCCCUGUCCUCUGGAGAGACAGGCAUCCGCUGCGGACGACCCUUCCUGGGGUCCUCACAAGCUGGCUCUCCUGAUACCUUUCAGGGAGAGGUUUGAGGAGCUGCUGGUGUUUGUCCCCUUCAUGCACACCUUCUUGAACAACAAGAAAAUACUGCAUAAGAUCUUUGUAAUCAACCAGAUGGAUCACUAUCGGUUCAACAGAGCCUCUCUCAUUAACGUUGGUUACAUGGAGAGUGGUAACGACACUGAUUACAUGGCCAUGCAUGAUGUGGACUUGUUACCUCUGAAUGAAGCUCUGGACUAUGGUUUCCCAGAGGAGGGCCCGUUCCACGUGGCCUCACCAGAGCUGCACCCCCUGUAUCACUACAAGACAUACGUGGGAGGAAUCCUGCUGCUCACCAAACAGCAUUAUCACAUGUGCAACGGCAUGUCCAACCGGUUCUGGGGAUGGGGGAGAGAAGACGAUGAAUUCUACAGGAGACUAAGAACUGCUGGAUUACAGCUCUUCAGGCCCAGUGGGAUAAAAACAGGGUAUAAAACCUUUCGCCACAUCCAUGACCCUGCCUGGAGGAAGAGAGACCAGAAGAGAGUGGCUGCACAAAAACAGGAACAAUUCAAGGUUGACCCUGACGGCGGGUUGACUAACUUGCAGUACAAGGUGGAGUCGAGACAGGAGCUGACUAUUAGUGGAGCCCCUGUCACUGUCCUCAACACCAAACUGGAGUGUGACACAGACAAGACUCCCUGGUGUCUGUUGAACUAAGAUGGCCCCCAUGAUAGACCUAUGCUGCCUCUCAUCUGGGUUAUGUUCAUUAUCUACCAAACGAAAUAAAACCGACUAAAACAGGGAGGGACUACCUGAGCUUCUCCAAUGAGAAACACUUGUUUUUGUGUGCCCUAAUGAAUAUGACCCCGGUGCUACAGAGGGGUGCUGUUAACCCCUGCUUACUGUGCUACUUCGGGACAGUUUCUGGUCCUGAGGACAUGGCUAAAACAAACAACCGUACCAGGAGACAUGGGUACCAUAUUCUGUCCGGUCCAGAGAAGAGCCUUUGACCUUUGAACCCAGCAACGCCUUCCCUCAUCGGAGAGAUGGAAUGUAUUUAUAAACUAGCUAAAUGACGCGGUCCUUUAGAACUGCGGCGUAGCCGUCUGACUUGCAUUCAGAACUGUGAGUGGCUGGAUCUCAAGCAGGCCGAACUUCAGGCUCUUUUAAACUACAGACACUUUGCCAAUAUUGACGACACACGAAAGGAAAGGUGUACUGAAAUCGUAAGCAAAGGCCUUUGUGUCUGUUUAUCCAGGUGACCGACCAGGACCAACCAGCAGUGGGAUGUUGGGUGGUCUGGCUCCUGGGCGUGGUACUAGUGGAACAUUGCCUGUCCUUCAGUUGAAGUCUGCUAUACUGUCUGGAUUCAUGUCUUAUCAUCAGAGUUAGUUUGCUAUGAAAGGGUUUUCUUUCUGACAUUGUAAUGCACCGGGAUUGGCAUGCCACCUCCAUGGUACAUAGCGCUGUAUUCUCAUCCGGUAUCCAUUGUGACCCAUCAUGUACUCAACUGGUAGUGAGUUGAGUAUUAAGAGUGCCCUUUUGGGUUUGUUGUUGAUGGUAAAAUCAGCUUUUAAGGUUUACAGUUGUUCUUUAUAAAGUUUUCAGAGAACAACUAGAUUAUGAAAGUAUGUUUAGGUAAUGUCAAGCAUAUGUUACAACAGUUUGGCCAUAUACCAUACUGCUGUAAUGUCAAGCAUAUGUUACAACAGUUUGGCCAUAUACCAUACUGCUGUAAUGUCAAGCAUAUGUUACAACAGUUUGGCCAUAUACCAUACUCCUGUAAUGUCAAGCAUAUGUUACAACAGUUUGGCCAUAUACCAUACUGCUGUAAUGUCAAGCAUAUGUUACAACAGUUUGGCCAUAUACCAUACUGCUGUAAUGUCAAGCGUACAGUUGAAGUCGGAAGUUUACAUACACCUUAGCCAAAUACAUCUAAACUCAGUUUUUCACACUUUCUGACAUUCAAUCCCAGUAAAAAAUGCCCUGUCUUAGGUCAGUUAGGAUCACCACUUUAUUUUAAUAAUGUGAAACGUCAGAAUAACAGUAGAGUGAUUUAUUUCAGCUUUCAUUUAUUUUAUUACAUUCCCAGUGGGUCAGAAGUUUACAUACACUCAAUUAGUAUUUGGCAGCAUUGCCUUUAAAGUGUUUAAAUUGGGUCAAACGUUUCGGGUAGCCUUUCACAAGCUUUCCACAGUAAGUUGGGGGAAUUUUGACCCAUUCGUCCUGACAGAGCUGGUGUAACUGAGUCAGGUUUGUAGGCCUCCUUACUCACACAUGCUCUUUCAGUUCUGCCCACAAAUGUUCUAUGGGAUUGAGUUCAGGGCUUUGUGAUGACCACUCCAAUACCUUGACUUUGUUGUCCUUAAGCCUUUUUGCCACAACUUUGGAAGUAUGCUUGGGGUCAUUGUCCAUUUACGACCAAGCUUUAACUUCCUGACUGUUGUCUUGAGAUGUUGCUUCAAUAUAUCCACAUAAUUUCCCUGCCUCAUGAUGCCAUCUAUUUUGUGAAGUGCACCAGUCCCUCCUGCAGCAAAGCACCCCCACAACAUGAUGCUGCCACCCCCGUGCUACACGGUUGGGAUGGUAUUCUUUGGCUUGCAAGCCUCUCCAUUUUUCCUACAAACAUAACAAUGGUUAUUAUGGCCAAACAGUUCUAAUUUUGUUUCAUCAGACCAGAGGACAUUUCUCCAAAAAGUACGAUUUUUGUCCCCAUGUGCAGUUGCAAACCGUAGUCUGGCUUUUAUAUGGAGGUUUUGGAUCAGUGGCUUCUUCAUUGCUGAGCGGCCUUUCAGGUUAUGUCGAUAUAGGACUUGUUUUUACUGUGGAUAUAGAUACUUUUGUACCUGUUUCUUCCAGCAUCUUCACAAGAUCCUUUGCUGUUGUUCUGGAAUUGAUUUGCACUUUUCACGCCAAAGUACGUUCAUCUCUAGGAGACAGAACGCGUCUCCUUCCUGAGUGGUAUGACAGCUGUGUGGUCCCAAGGUGUUUAUAUUUGCGUACUAAUGUUUGUACAGACGAACGUGGUACCUUCAGGUGUUUUGAAAUUGCUCCCAAGGAAGAACGAGACUUGCAGAGGUCUACAAUGUUUUUUUCUGAGGUCUUGGCUGAUUUCUUUUGAUUUUCCCAUGAUUUCAAGCAAAGAGGCACUGAGUUUGAAGGUAGGCCUUGAAAUACAUCCACAGGUACACCUCCAAUUCACUAAAAUUAUGUCAAUUAGCCUAUCAGAAGCUUCUAAAGCCAUGACAUCAUUUUCUGGAAUUUUCCAAGCUUUUUCAAGGCACAGUCAACUUAGUGUAUGUAAACUUCUGACCCACUGAAAUCUUGAUAAGGUGAAUUAUAAUUGAAAUAAUAUGUCUGUAAACAAUUUUUGGAAAAAUGACUUGUCAUGCACAAUUUAUUUUACCUUUACAAGGUAGAUGUCCUAACCGACUUGCCAAAACCAUAGUUUGUUUAACAAGCAAUCUGUGGUGUGGUUGAAAAACUAGUCUUAAGUACUCCAACCUAAGUGUAUGUAAACUUCCGACUUCAACUGUAUCGUACUGCUGUAAUGUCAAGCGUAUGUUACAACAGUUUGGCCAUAUAUCAUACUGCUGCAAUGUCUUUUAGAAUGAUUCGACAAGUCAAUGGUACCCGAAAAAUGUAUUUGUACAAUAUUCAGUAUUUAUGUAAAGUUAUGACUCAAAACCCUGGGAAAAACAUGCACAUUGUCUUAUUCUCAUUAUAAAUGUCUUCAUUGUACAUAUCAUUAACAUACCUGUAUGUAUUUUCAAUACUGAACAUGAUCCAUUUCAAGAUCUGUAUGACAGGCCAUUGUGCUUAGACUUUUAUGUUGACGUUUCUCACUAUAAUUGAAAUUGUAAAGUACUUGCUCCAGUUGAAACCUUCUGAGGAAAUGCUAAUAAGGGUUCGUUAAUAACUGAUGGCACUUUGCAUGACAGUGUAAAUGAAGUUGUGUCACCUCUUGUUUAGAUUUCAGGUGCUUAAAGUGACCACUGGCCUGUCAUUCCAGGUGUGUUUUUAAUCUUCCUGGUCCAGUAAAACUGCCUUUGAAGUCAACCCUG
Molecule: messenger RNA, 4697 nt
Organism: Oncorhynchus masou masou (cherry salmon)
Lineage: Eukaryota; Metazoa; Chordata; Actinopteri; Salmoniformes; Salmonidae
Product: beta-1,4-galactosyltransferase 7-like
Exons: 6
Coding region: 394-1350 (318 amino acids)
Biological process (GO): carbohydrate metabolic process; proteoglycan biosynthetic process
Cellular component (GO): Golgi apparatus
Molecular function (GO): xylosylprotein 4-beta-galactosyltransferase activity
Source: RefSeq, a predicted model, not a curated record